CUCCCCCCCUCCCGGUUUCUGAAAUGCCUAACGGUAUACCGGUGCAGUAGAAAAUCAGGAUAUGAUGAUCGGCAUUCAUCACGCAGAAAGACGAGCGAGGCAACCGCAACACAAUCUGCAGUCGUGAGGACAUCAUCCCCCCCCCCUUACUGUCAGUAUGGAGUGACCGGUUUCAAAUGGAGGUUUGGUUUGGCAAUAAUCUCGCUCGUCGAGGAAUUGCGGGAUUCGUUGCUUCGUUCUGCGGGGGAUGUUUGUUUCCUUCCGCUCUUGCUUCAAAUGCUUCUCAGCUCAUCGUCGGAGGAUAUCAAGCUAUGGAGACUGUCCCGCGAGAGGCUGGAGAGCAGAGGCCGAGAAGGAAGAGGGAUGUCCCAAAUGCGUCUAUCUGGAAAUCAGACAACGGGCUCAUUGCUGCUCUGAGAUUAUACUUCAUUCGAUUCAACUAUACCGGGGUCGUGAUGGGUGAGUGGUCGCUCUGAUGCUUCCAUUCCCCAUUUCCGUUCGUUUCGCACUCGAUUCAUUGGCUUGCAAUCAAACCA
Aspergillus uvarum CBS 121591 is the source of this 536-nucleotide messenger RNA. RefSeq lists its product as uncharacterized. The record is from RefSeq and is a predicted model, not a curated record. Lineage: Eukaryota; Fungi; Ascomycota; Eurotiomycetes; Eurotiales; Aspergillaceae. The coding region runs from base 177 to 476 and encodes 99 amino acids. The transcript is spliced from 2 exons.